This is a messenger RNA of Rotaria sordida, 1641 nucleotides long. The record is from the annotation of a GenBank genome assembly. Lineage: Eukaryota; Metazoa; Rotifera; Eurotatoria; Philodinida; Philodinidae.
AUGGAAGAACCUACUAAAUCAGACAUUGAUGCAAUUUUUAAACGAUUAAGAGCAAUUCCUGCUAAUAAGAUGUGUUUCGAUUGUGAUUCAAAAAAUCCCACCUGGGCAUCAAUUACAUAUGGUGUAUUUUUAUGUAUUGAUUGUUCGGCAAGACAUCGUGGUCUUGGUGUUCAUUUAUCAUUUAUUCGUUCAACUAAUCUUGAUACUAAUUGGGGAUGGGUUCAACUUCGAGCUAUGCAAGUUGGUGGAAAUGCUAAUGCUGAAGCAUUUUUUCAACAACAUGGCUGUCAAUCAAAAGAUAUUCAGCAAAAAUAUAAUAGUCGAGCGGCACAACUUUAUCGUGAAAAACUUCAUCAACUUGCUACUAAAGCAAUGAAACAAUAUGGAACUAAACUUUUUCUUGAUGAUGGACAUAAGAAUGAACAUAGUCAAUUGACAGGUGAAAAGAAAGAAGGUGAUUUCUUUCAUGAACAUUCUCAAGUAUUAACUAAAACUGGUUGGGAUGAUAGUAUAACAGCUUCUUCACAUUCCAGUAAUCAAAGUCUUGAUAAGACUGAACAACAAACAGAAGGACCAUCUGUUGAUCCAAGUAUUUUGAAUAAUGAUGGUUCAGUAAAAACACUCGAUCCAAAAAAAACAACUAUUGGUCAACGGCGAGCACCAGCAGCGAAAAAGAAAGGUUUUGGUGCACAAAAAGUAACAACUGAUUUCAAAGAAAUCGAACGUAAUGUUCAAGAACAAGAAAAAUUACGUGAACAACAAGUUCAUUUUGAACUUAAAAAUCGUGAAGAAACCGAAAAACAAAUUGAAAAACAAAUGGCAAAUCUUAAAUUUGCUUAUCAAGAUAUUAAUAAACAACGUGAAGUAGAAGAAGCCAAAUUAAAACAAUCAAAUCCUAAGAAAGCUGAACAAAUGGAACGUCUUGGCAUGGGUUUUGGUAGUCGAAGUGGUGUAAGUCAUAGUGCUAUGACUGAUAUGCAAACAAUUCAACAAGAAGGUGUAACAGCAACAAGAAAUGUUUCUCUUGCACCACGAAAUCGAGAUUUUUUUGAUGAUUUUGAACCAUCUGGUUUUAGUAGUCGAUCAAAUUAUGAUAUGUUAUCAUCGAAAGAUGAUGAUCAAAAUGAUGAGAGUUCUAAUAAACUAGAUGAUGAUUUAUUUAAACCAAAAUCAUCAUCAAAAAAUACGGAUACAUUCAAUACUGAUUGGGAAAUUAUUGAUCGAAACACUCCAACUAAAGAUUUUGGAUUUAGUGGAACGAAUAGUUCAUCAUAUUCCAUUAAUGAUACUGCUAGUACAUCAUCCAAAUCAAAAAAUCAAUCAUCUACAUCUUAUGGCGAAGGAAAUAAUAGUGAUGCACAAAAACGUUUUUCCAAUGCUAAAGCUAUAUCAAGUGAUCAAUUUUUUAAUAAAGAUUCCGAUAAUCAAAACAAUGUAAUAUCACGCUUUCAAGGAAACACAAGUAUUUCAAGUGAAGAGUUUUUUGAUGAUCCAAAUAAAAGAAAACAAGAUCGUUCAACUUAUCACGGUCCUGAUUUAUCAGGCAUGACAACUGAUUUUAAAGACGGUGUCUCAAAAGCAGCUACUAAAUUAUCAUCAUUAGCCAGUAGUGUUAUGUCAAGCAUUCAGGAUCGACAUUAA